Molecule: messenger RNA, 750 nt
Organism: Carya illinoinensis
Lineage: Eukaryota; Viridiplantae; Streptophyta; Magnoliopsida; Fagales; Juglandaceae
Exons: 1
Coding region: 1-750 (249 amino acids)
Source: RefSeq, a predicted model, not a curated record
AUGGUAGAGCUCAUCAACUACUCUCAGUAUCACAUUAAUGUGCGUAUGAGUGAUGAAUCAGGCAGUAAUAGAUGGUUGCUAUCUUGUUUCUAUGGCCACCCUGUUACAAGCUUAAGAAAUAAGACCUGGAGAUUAUUAUCAUCUUUUAAGCCUGCAGUUGGGGGGUGGGGGGUCAUAGGUGAUUUCAACGAGGUUCUGUACAGUGAUGAGAAGGAAGGAGGAAAUCCUAGGAGUGAGUAUUUGAUGAGACAAUUCAGGGAGGUGAUGGAGGAAGGCAGUUUAUGUGAUCUGGGGUGGGCUGGAAAUAAAUUCACCUGGAGCAAUUGCCAUGAAGAUGAAUCUUUCACUAAAGAGAGAUUGGAUAGAGCUAUAGCUAAUGUUGAUUGGAAAUCUCUAUACCCGAUGCAUACAGUUGAGACUCUCCCAGCCAUCUGUUCUGAUCACAGCCCAAUAUUGUUAGAUUUCAGUAUUGAGAGGUGCUCAUUUCGAAGAUGGCAUCAUUUCUUUAAGUAUGAGGCCAGCUGGAACAAUGAGGAGGGUUGUAGUGAGGUUGUAGCAGAAGCAUGGAAUAAACGUAUGGGAGAGAGGAGCAGGAUGGAAGGUUUGAUGAGGAAGCUAGAAACCACCCAAAGGAAGCUCAGUCAGUGGAGUAGAAAUUUGAAUAGAGACAGGAUAGAGGCAAUUAAAGAAAAGACCCACCAACUAGAUUCCUUACAAAGGAAUGCAGGGGCUGAGAACUCAAGAGAAUAG